AUGGACAAAAGUGUCAAAAAGCAACUGGCCAUCAUUGCUACGUUUUUUGACAUUGAGAAGUUUGAGGUUCAGUACUGGUUGGUAGAUAUGAUCGAAACUGAAGAUGGUAGUGCAACUGGACAAAGUGAUGAAACCUUUCUGCAGCACAUUCCUAUGAGGAACAUCAUAGGUUACUCAUCCGAUACCACAAAUGUGAUGUUCAGACAGUACAACUCCAUUUCGCAGUUACCCAAAUCAGAGUUUACAUACGUCCAACUUGUGAAGUGUUCAUGUCACCUUAUCCAUCUCGUAUCAUUUAAUGCUGCAGUAAAACUACCCAAAGGUAUGGAGGAUCUAUGUAGAGAUCAGAGAGUUCAGUCGAUCUUCUAAAAGGCAAGACAUGUAUAUAGAGUUCCAGGCCUUUUUUAAUGCCCAACCACUCAAGAUUCUAUCACCUGCGCAGACACAUUGGCUUUCUUUACAAGAGUGUGUAAACCGACAACUCAAACAGUUCGAAGCGUUGACCCGCUAUUUUACCUUGACAGCCAACGAAGACCCAUCACACUCAAACGAUCACAUUUUGGAACCACUCCAUAAUCAUUUUACCCGGGUGUAUCUUGGAGUUCCUAAGCUAUCAACUUGAGCGUCUUAAUGCAUUUAACAGAUUGUUUCAGAGCAAGCGCCCUCUCCUCUACAUGGUAAAACCAGAAGAAAACCUUAUCAAGUCAAUUGCCUACUAUCCACGAAAUUGCUAGCGUGGCAGGGAAAGCUGGUGUUGAUAAUUUCCUAACGACCUGUAAGAACUUUCUCAUCGAGAGCAUUCUUCAAAUCCAAAGUCAAUGUGACAUAGAUGAUCCAGUUCACAAAAUCGUUCAGUGCCUUUUACCAUCCAAUGCUGCUGCACUCAAGCCUCAUUCAUUAAGAAGCAUUUGUCAAGAUACCAUCAACCUCGACAAGCUUGAUAUGCAGUGGAGACAAGAUGCACUUGAGCCAAAGGCAAAGCCUGAACUUCACUGGGAUGAAUACUGGUUAAACAUACGGGACACAACGACCCCAACAGGUGAAGCAAAAUAUCUGCUGUUGAUGGCAUUUGUUAGUAUUCUGGCUUUCACUACCAUUUUCAUAUGUAUCUGUUGAAAGAAUUUUUAGCCAACUUAAGCUGGUUAAAACGGAUCAGAGAAAUUAAUAAUAAUAAUUAUAAUGGUUUAUUACAGCUUUUCCACAGUGUGGCUCUACAUCUGCAAAAGUUUACAUAAAAAUAUACUAUACAAAGUCUCUAUGAAAAUUUAAAACUAAGGAUUAAAAUUUUAACUAUGCAAAAUAUUUGUCUCUAGCAUUACACAUUAAAAAGUGUUUGCACUGCUGUGAGAAAUGCCCUAAAAGUUCACAAUUCCUACGUUCAGCAGGUAGAGCAUUGAACAAUUGCGAGGCUGUAUCUUGAAAUGUUUUACUUUCUAGUGGUACUUGAAGUUUCAUUGCUGUCCUUGAGCGAAGUACCCGCUCACUUGAUUGAAUUUUCAGUGGAAAACAUGCUGGCCAUGGGGAUUGAUGUAAUGCUUUGUGUGCCAUUUUUAGCAUGUGUCUUUCCUUAAUAGGGAGCCAACCAAUAUUAAUGACGUCAGCAACUUUAGCGUAAGAGCCUUUAACAAAACCAGCGCAUUCAUUUUGGAUGCGCUGUAGUCUCUUUAGUUGGUAGUUGUGUACUGGACUAUAAACUGUGUCGCAGUAAUCUAGCUUUGAUAUGACAAGCAUUUCGACUAAUUGUUUAUGUAAGUUAUACAGGGCUAUAUGCUUGAGCUUAUGCAAGACUACCAAGACAACACAACAGGAAGACAACAUAUAUUUUAUAGGUUCAUUCCAGUUCAUUUGGUAGCAGUUUCACGUUUUAUUUCUGAUUAGCACAGAUAAGAUCUAGUUUAGCUUUGUCGAGGGAAUGUGUUUGUGACAUUUCAGCUGUCGAAAACAGCAUUGAUUUAGUUUUUUUUUAAAUUUAAUGACAAAUUCGAAAGUGAGGACCAGUGAUUCAGGGAAUCCAACGAUUGUUGCAUAUUAUCGAUUGAUUGAUCGAAUUUGGCAGUUUUACAAUGUUCAUACAGCGAAGUGUCAUCCGCAUAUUGAUAACAGGUUUGAGGGACAUCAACAUCAGAUACAUAUAGGUUAAAAAUAAAAGGACCAAGUAUGUAGUAACCUUAUUGCAAAUAAACAAAUCAAAUAUAUGACAAAACUGUUUAACCAAUUUGUGCAUAUUGUUAAGGAAGAAGGACUUGAUGCAUCAAACUACAGGAGAUUUAGGCUUAAAAUAAACUGACAAAACCCUACCCUCAACUUGUGUUUCUCAAAUCUAAUGUAAGAACAAAAAGUGAAAUGGUUUAUGUUGAAAAUACAUCAGAAGACAUAGUGGAUGAACAUAUGACCUUAAGCGGAUGGAAGAUGUAGAAGAUAUGGAUUAUGAGGACUAUGGAAAAACAAGUGUAGCAGAUUUGGAUGAGCUUUACGUGUUAUUCAAUGAUUUUACACAAUGCAUUGCAGAAUAA
Molecule: messenger RNA, 2513 nt
Organism: Paramuricea clavata
Lineage: Eukaryota; Metazoa; Cnidaria; Anthozoa; Malacalcyonacea; Plexauridae
Source: the annotation of a GenBank genome assembly